This is a messenger RNA of Mycetomoellerius zeteki, 966 nucleotides long. Its product is annotated as cytochrome b-like. Gene Ontology annotation, molecular function: quinol-cytochrome-c reductase activity. Gene Ontology annotation, biological process: mitochondrial electron transport, ubiquinol to cytochrome c. The record is from RefSeq and is a predicted model, not a curated record. Lineage: Eukaryota; Metazoa; Arthropoda; Insecta; Hymenoptera; Formicidae. Gene Ontology annotation, cellular component: respiratory chain complex III; membrane.
UCAAUGAUUAAUUUGCCCACCCCUGUUAAUAUUUUUUAUUGGUGGAAUUUUGGUUCUAUUUUGGGCCUUUAUUUGUUUGUUCAAAUUUUGAGGGGAUUAUUUUUGUCUAUUCAUUAUUGUCCAAAUGUAAGUAUUGCUUUUGAGAGGAUUAUUCAUAUUGUUCAGAAUGUCCCUAAUGGUUGGAUUAUACAUAAUGUUCAUAUAAAUGGUGCUUCGUUUUUUUUUAUUUGUUUAUAUCAUCAUAUUGGGCGAAAUAUUUAUUAUAAUUCCUUUGUUUUGGGUCAUACUUGGGUGUCUGGUGUGUCUAUUUUAUUAUUGUCUAUAACUACUGCUUUUUUAGGGUAUGUUCUGCCUUGGGGCCAAAUAUCUUUUUGGGGUGCUACUGUAAUUACUAAUCUUGUUUCUACAGUCCCCUAUGUGGGGAGUACAUUGGUUAUGUGGAUUUUUUGGGGGGGAUUUUCCAUUAAUAAUUCUACUAUCAAUCGAUUUUUUUCGUUUCAUUUUGUUUUGCCUUUUAUUAUUUUAUUUUUCUUUAUUCAUUUGUUUUUUUUACAUUUAUCGGGAUCGUGUAAUCCGUUGGGUACAAAUAGGGACUUAUAUAAAAUUCCAUUUCAUCCUUUUUUUACUAUAAAAGAUUUAUUUGGAUUCGUGAUUGUUAUGUUUGUUUUUUAUAUUGUUAUUAUGGAGUAUCCUUAUGUUUUAAGGGAUCCGGAUAAUUUUAUUCCAGCUAACCCGCUUGUUACUCCAACUCACAUUCAGCCUGAGUGGUAUUUUCUUUUUGCUUAUGCUAUUCUUCGAUCUAUUCCGAAUAAGCUCGGGGGGGUGGUUGCAUUGGCGAUGUCUUUAAUUAUUCUUUAUUUUUUGCCUUUGAUUGUGAAUAGUUCUUUGUUGAAUAGUUUAAUUGCGUCACUGAAAGGCUGGAGCAAUCCUGCAGGGCCCACUUUGUUGGGGCCCUUCCGAUUUUGA